Messenger RNA from Mytilus trossulus (common blue mussel), 3380 nucleotides. Its product is annotated as amiloride-sensitive sodium channel subunit alpha-like. The coding region runs from base 195 to 1991 and encodes 598 amino acids. The transcript is spliced from 10 exons. Gene Ontology annotation, biological process: sodium ion transmembrane transport. Gene Ontology annotation, cellular component: plasma membrane. Lineage: Eukaryota; Metazoa; Mollusca; Bivalvia; Mytilida; Mytilidae. Gene Ontology annotation, molecular function: ligand-gated sodium channel activity. The record is from RefSeq and is a predicted model, not a curated record.
AUUUAUACUUAAGUAAACAAACGAUGUAAUUAAUUCAGGUAUUAAAACUUUGAGUUCUUUUGAAAUAACUUCAUUUACCUGAUGACAUUCAACAACUGUCUCCUCACCAAUUUUCCGUAGAUUGGAUUGAACACAGUACAAAUGUUUGAUUAUUUUUCACUGAAAAAGGUGGACCAAUUCUACCUUUACUAUUGAUGUCUUCUAAGAAAUCGAAAGUAAAGAAAAUUAACGUCAGCAAAAUGAGAAUAAGAACAAACAGUAGCAACAAGCCUCCUUCACCGGUUGUGGAUAGGGUGAAUCCAAUACCAGCAAUAGCUUUUGCUGCAAAAUCGAAAAACAAAUUCAGAGCAAUGCUGGAGGAGCAAAUUGAAAAGGACAGAAGUUUAACAGUGAAGGAAAGAUUUGAUAUUUUUAUAUCAGAAACGAGUUUUACGGCUUUGACAAAAAUUUGCAAAGCUGGUAAUAUUUUCAAACAAAUAGUCUGGCUGAUAUUGGUAUUAGCAAUGUUAUCCUGGUUAUGUAUCCAGUGUUUUUGGUUGUUUGAGAAGUACCUAAGUUAUCCUUAUGAGGUGAAAAUAGAACUCAAAUCUAUUCAGAAGAUGGAGUUUCCAAGUGUUACAGUUUGUAACAGAAAUCCGAUCAGAAGAAGUAAAUUCGAAAGUUCUCCCUUUAACGCUCCAGAAUAUAAAGGACUGUUUGAAGUAUGGCAGAAUUCUCAAUUGUAUGAUAAAGCUGUGAAAUCUAUGAAAAACCAAACAAAAGAAAGGUAUGAUGGCGACGGAGGAUCAAGUGAAGAAGAUACUUAUGUAAUGUCACAGAUGAAGAAUAAUAGCAUUAAUGUAUGGUCUGCUCUUUCUGACCCAGUCACCGCAGCGGCUUUCUAUAAAACGGAAGAUCAGGAAAUGGUUGCCACAUUUGGUUAUGCCACAAUUGCCGCAAAAAUGGACCAAUCUGAACUUAAAUCAUACGGUCAUCAAAUAGAAGAUUUUCUUGUAUCAUGCAGGUUUCGAGGAAUGCCAUGUUCUCCACAGAAUUUUACGUUCGUCCCGAACGUAAAGUAUGGGAAUUGUUUCACGUUUAAUGCAUUUAACAACAGUCAAGAUCCACUGUACAGUACAUACUCGGGGCCAUUAAUGGGACUUUCGCUAGAACUGAACGUACAACAGUAUGAGUACAUGCCGGCUCUUGCUCCAGAUGCAGCGGUUCGUGUUCUAGUUCACACUCGGGGAACCUUUCCCGCUCUGGAAGACGAUGGUUUUUCAAUUCCAGUUGGAUUUAUGACAUCAGUUGGACUUAAAGUGACAGAAAUUACCCGAUUAACGCCACCACAUGCAUCUUGUGCAACGGAAGGUACAAUUGAAAAUCUGUAUCAAACACGAUAUGGAGUAAUCUACGAAAAAUCAACAUGUACAAAAACUUGUCAACAAAAUAUUUGGAAAGAAAAAUGUGGGUGUGUUGUUCCUUUAUAUGAAAAACCGGAGAAUUCAUCGGUCUGCGACUGUGAGAAUCACGAGGACCAGGUUUGUCUUUGGGAAAAGAUGGAUCAGAUGCAAGAAUGUGAACUCAUGUGUCCAAAUUCGUGCAUCGAAAAGAAGUUCGAGCCACUGAUAUCCAUGGGAACCUGGCCCAGUAAACAUUACGAGGAUUAUUUAGACUACAAAAUUCAACAUUCAAGUUUGGAUUUCAUGGGAGAUGAUAAAAUCGACAGCGAUGACAACUUAGCAAAAGUGGAAGUUUAUUUCCGUGAAAUGAUGUAUGAGACCAUUGAACAACAGAAAGCUUAUGAGUCACAAAAUUUGAUCUCAGACGUCGGUGGACAGCUUGGACUGUGGUUAGGAUUGUCAGCAGUUACAAUAGGAGAGAUGUUCGAGUUUAUCAUGGCAAUUUUUAAAGCAGUCACAGCAAAGGCAGUACGUCGACGGAACAGAGAAACAGCUGUCGAGUCUUUGGAAGAUUGUCACCGCAGACUGUCAUUACAGGAAUUUAAUUGAAUUUCAAAAGUUUAUUAACAUAAAGUUGUUAAGUAUACGAUAAACUAAAAUAUGAAAGUGUAAAUAUAUUUGAAUUCUAUUUAUAACCAGCUAAGGAUGAAUAUUGGCUCUUCAAAUUUCAAAAUUUUUUAUAAACAUUAUUGCUUUUUUGAUAUCUACUAUAUUGAAUCUUUGACGUCAUACAACAAUCGUUUUUUUCUUUGUAGCGUCAAACAUUUUUUAUAGUGACGUGAAAACUUUACUGGAACCUUUGUCAUGUCAAGUUAUGGUGAACACAUAGCAUUAAGGUGCAUUAUAUCUUGAAACCCAUGAAGUUUUUUACAAGGUUGUAUUUUUUAAUGUUCGUCAGGCAACCCAUUAUAUCUCAAUAUAUACCUUUCCGAUUCUAGCAGCUAUUUAUAAGAUAUUUUUAUACAGAUAAACCCUUAUCUUUGUGUAAACUGUUCGUAUACAAGUUUUGAGAAAUGUUUUCCUACUAAGUUUUUUGAUUUUGCAGACGCUUGUUUUUUCAAUUAUAUUUCAUAUGUUAUGCAUUUUUUACUCAAAUGACCAUAUUAUUGAUUUUAUCUAAUAUUUUAAACGUGUUUUGUUUGUUAAACGUCACAUACAUUUCUACAUUAUUAUAUUUUUAAAACAAUACUUUCUAUCAAGUUUGAAGCUAUUCGACCUAUGCGUGGUUUUUUAAAAAGAUACAAUAGUUAUCAAAGGUACCAGGAUUAUAAUUUAGUACGCCAGACGCGCGUUUCGUCUACAUAAGACCCAUCAGUGCCCUCAUAUAAAUAUGCUUUGGGAUGUUUUUGCACAGAAGAAAGGAAUAAUGUAAAUAUUUAAAUUAUAGUAGAAACCUCCGUUUUGUAUAACAAAAUUUAUAAACAGAUGUCUAGUGUGUUGUACGUUUUUAUGCCAUUAGAAAAAAUCACAAUGUACAUUUUUAGAGAUUUUUCGUUAGGAAUUUCAAAUAGACAAAAAAAAACACCAGUGUCAGUCAUAGAGUUCAGCUAAAUGGUUAUCUUAAAAAUAUGAACAGGUCGACCACAAUAAUCAUAUUUCAUCGUCAAGCGAAGAGUACUAAUCUAGCUAAUCGUUGACUUUUUCAUACAAAAUCCAUUCAGAAUGAUCUUUAAUACUUUAAAUGUAAAUAUUUGCUUUCAAGAGUAUUAAUAAAUUUGGUCACCUACUUGUCAAAUUGUAAGAUUUUUUUUCUUUUUUAAUAUGUGAAUUAAAGAUAACAAGUUAUUAGGACAUAUAUAUCAGAAAGAAAAAGGCAUUCGUGAAAGAAGAUUAACACACAUUUUUAUUUGCGAUGAAAGAUCAUUAAAGGAUCGGAUCCUUAAAUAUUUAACUAGUAAUCAAGACAUUCGUCGCAGCAACACCAACUAUUGUCUACGC